GAAUUUUCCCUAUCCCGUGAGCCUCUUGAUGAGUCGUGGAACAAGCAAGAACGUUCCCGGCUAGCAGAGGCCUCUUUUCUCUGUAUUUCGCUGGGCUACGCAAUUCUGAAAAUAUAGCUGCAAACAAUCACAAGUAGCUGCAGAGAAGACUAAAGAGAGCCUGACAGAGUGCAGCCAUGGAAUUACCGACAUUCGCAGUAGUAACUGUCCUACUUCUGCUGCCGACUAGGAUUCUUGCACAGAAGAAAAUAUCUGCGUGUGCAUGCGAGUUCCAUGGAGACAUUGUAAAUUUGGAAAGCCUAGCAUGGCAAGAUGGACUUAGACCGAGGUACAGUGUGAAUUCAUCAGGGUACACAUUUGCCUACAAUCCAUGUGUGCCAUACAAAACGACAGGAUGUUCCAAGGAUGUUGCUGCAAGCAAGACAUCCAUUUUGACAAAAGACUGUGUAACCCUCGGCGACCAGGCGUCAAUGGAGUGCACCAAUGUUGAUGGGUUUAAUGUGAUGAAAUACAUGCGGCCUGAUGACAAAUCAUUCACCGUGUCUGUGUACGUGACAUGCAACCACAAGCUGGUCAAACCUGACGAUGCACUUUUCAAGCUUCAAAGAGGCAGUGCCUCUCCUGAGUAUGUGCUGUCCCAUAUGUGCGGCUGUGCUAAUGCAUGCCUAGUCACUACCCCAGCCACGCCUACCGACCCUACCACACCUGACCCUACCGCACCUGACCCUACAGACAAAGAGCCAACAGACUACACAAACUACAUAAUUGGAGGUAGCACUGGUGCAGCAGCCCUUGUUGUUUUAGUAAUUGUGGUUGCAGCAAUAGUCUCAAGACGAAAUCCUGGACCAGAUGGACACCCACCCCUCCUCCAAGGGGAUAAUGGGGGUAAUGAUGCUCAGGAAGGUGAAGGUGUCGCCCCAGGCAGGGGUAAUGAUGAGGGGGGUGGAUAUGAGGAGAUCCCUGAAGUUGUUGAGGAUAACCGGAGGAAUCCUGUUGAAGCAGUGGAGCCACACCCAGAAUCUGGAAUUCCAGUUGUUGGGUUUCCAGUCCCUGACGUGCCUGAACAUCGCUUGUCCCCUCCUAUAGCGGUCUCUGAGCCCGACCCACAUGGACAGUGUGGUGUGUGAGCGUUGCUCUGUAGAUUUAGAGUUCUCUGCACAACGCAGAUUUAUACAUGAGGGGGGGGGGGGGGGGGGUGGGGGGGGGGGAUACAGGCCUUUCCCACAUCCGAUCACGCUAUCCCGCUUUAUGAGAGAGAUCAGCGUCUCGAUCUUGUUGGCUGUUUU
Nematostella vectensis (starlet sea anemone) is the source of this 1286-nucleotide messenger RNA. RefSeq lists its product as uncharacterized. The record is from RefSeq and is a predicted model, not a curated record. Bases 177 to 1127 code for a protein of 316 amino acids. Lineage: Eukaryota; Metazoa; Cnidaria; Anthozoa; Actiniaria; Edwardsiidae. The transcript has 8 exons.